ACCAACUGAGAAAGGAAUCCGUAAGUGGGAGAAAGGCUGUGGGAUUAUUAGGAGUGCAUUUCAGCCUGAGUGGUUAGCAGUAUUUGGCCAUGAGGAAGAGGCCUCUAAAAAUAACUGGUGAGCAGUUUGCAGGCAGGUCCAAUUUCAGUUCUAGAGGCCUGGCCUGCCGGCCGAGUCUGGCUCUCUAGAGCUUUCGUGGGGAAGGGCGUGCGGCCUGCCUGCUACCUGCUGGUGGAGCUUUGAGUUUUCUCUUCACUGUAUGUUACUCAUGGACUGAAGAAGUCAAAAUGGAUGAAGACACAAAGCAUGGAGGACACAAAAAUGGAAGGAAAGGCGUGCUUUCCGGAAGCUCAUUUUUCACAUGGUUUAUGGUCAUUGCACUGCUGGGAGUCUGGACAUCAGUCGCUGUCGUCUGGUUUGAUCUUGUUGAUUAUGAGGAAGUUUUAGGAAAACUAGGAGUCUAUGAUGCUGAUGGUGAUGGAGAUUUUGAUGUGGAUGAUGCCAAAGUUUUAUUAGGCCUGACCAAAGAUGGCAGUGCUGAAAAUAUUGAUUCUCUUGAGGAAGUCCUUAAUAUUUUAGCGGAGGAAAGCUCAGAUUGGUUUUAUGGGUUCCUCUCCUUUCUCUAUGAUAUAAUGACUCCCUUUGAAAUGCUAGAAGAGGAAGAUGAAGAAAGCGAAACGGCAGAAGGUGUUGAUGGGCUCAGCUGCAGUCCGGCCUGCGAGGCGGCCUCGUGGUCUCCCCGGUGCAGCUCCCGCCUAGUCCCUUGCGUGGCUUCCCCACGCCAGUGGGGAGAGUGGCAGCCCCCCGUCCUUGUAGUUGUCUCCGAAGUGCUUUGACAAUGAUGUUCUUGGCGGUAUAAUUGGUUUCUGUAUCGUUUUGCUUCAACUUAUGUAUUCACUAAACUAAAUUUAGAACCUUAAUGGCAUAUUGUUUUGUGAUUAACCCUCGAUGCUUGUCUUUCUAACAUGCUCUUCAUUAAGAUGAUUAUAGUGGACUUGAUUGUCAGAAUAUUUCUAGCAUGAUUCAUAAAUAACUGCUUCUCUGUUGAUCUUUAACAUGACUGAUGUGUAAAACGAUGGUUCUUAAAAACCCUGAUUUUUUUUUUUAAUUGUAAUUCGUCUAGGUUAACUGAUUUGUCGCAUCGGUUAAUGCCAACGUCAAUGUAAAAUUUUGUAUUAAUGGUGCUUUUCAAAUAAUUUGAAAAUAACCCCAUGUUUUGGCCUUAGGGUAAUUAAAUUACUGUAUUCAGAUAGUAGUAUGUCUGAAUAUUUCUGUGUAUGAAAGCAAAAUUUAUUUUUAAUUUCAUUUCCAAAUAUACAUUCAGAGAAGGUAAUUUGUAUAUUUUUUAAAGAAGGCAUAUUACACAAGAAGGAAAAUGUGAAUAUGUAUCCUAAGUAAUGUUGUACAUAUUAAAAUUAUUCAUCCUAAAUAAGUCUUUUUCCAUUUUUUUCCUGUAUUACCUUAUUAAUUGGCUACCAACUUUAGCUUAGGUAUAAUACAAAUUUUAGGUUUGUAAAUUAAAUUUAUUAAAGCGGUAAUUUCUUUAGGGGAGUAUAUUUUGCCAUUAGAAAGCUUUAAAAACAUCUUUGAAUCCCUUCAUUUAAAGUUAGUUUGCUUGAAUAAUAUCAAAAGCUGUUAUAUUAGCUAUAUAUAACAUGCAUUUCUUAAAAUGAGGGUUCAGCCAUUUCCUCCCUCAAAGCUCUUACAGCUCAAAAGCAAGAAGAUCUAAGACCUUUGGUUUCUUUUACUCUUUUAGGGAUUGGAGUUCAUGUUUUUAAGUCUCUGAGAUUGAAACUUAGCGUUGGUUCUUCCUAGAGCUUAAAAUUCAAAAAUGGUUGCAUUUUUAAUCAUUUUAUUUAACUAUAAUAAUUUCUGCUUUUCAAAUACUUUCCCCCCCCACAUUUAAUCAAAAAUUUUUCAGUAAGUGGAUUAUUCACCUACUUUUUCAGAGGACAGUGUGACAAAUUUAGUUUCUUUUGUAGAAACCAUUCUUGAAGUUUAUCAAAAUGAUAGCCUGAAAGUCUCAGUCCGAACACAGGGAGCACAGCAGCUUCCACAUCCACUCACCACUUACAUGUGUCAAUUUGCUAAUUUUAUUUUAUUUUUCUUUUAAAAAAAGCAUUGUUCUACAGUUACUUUUGGAAAUGAAUACUCAUGUUGUAUGUUGACAGUGAUCUUCUGAAGCUUAAAUGGCUAUUAAAACUCUAGUCUAUCUUCCCUAAUUCUUCAGGGAAUAUGUUUUAUUCUGUUAAUGUUCUGACAGUUGAAAGCUCCUGAUUUUGGAAUGAUAAUAUUCAGGAACAAAUGAGUAUGAUUUAAUAAUGUUCUUUCUGGACGUUUAUGCAGUUUUUGCCCAUAACUAAUGUGUCUUCCACUUUGAAUUUGACUGUGAAAUAUCAGAGUUCAUUAGGUUUAAAUUCAAAAGCAUUCUUAGCCCUCACUCUUAAUGAAAGUCACUUAACCAAAUGUCUGAGAUGUGUUUUUUUAAAGCACUCUUAUUUCUUAAUGCUUCAUUACUACUAACUCUAGGUGUUUGAUCAGUUUAUAAGAAGUAAAUAAUUAAGUUUGUGUAUUUAAAAAUGUUUGGAAACAUUAAUUUCUCAAUGGACUCUUUUUUUGGUCAUGAUACUAACACACAUUUUAUGUACAGAAAUUAAUUAUGCUUUAUUUUUGUAAGUAAAAAAUAAGGGUGUGAGGUCAUAAUGUGCCGUUUAUUUAGUACCCCUUUAAUCGGCCCUAUGAUUCUACCUAGGAUGGUAGAGUCCAGGUAGCUGCUGAACCCCUGACUUCUGUGACCUCCUUCAACUGUGCCUAAUGCUUGUUAUGUUGAGAGAAAAUAGUUGUUUGCAAAACUGGUAUAGAGUAUUUUGAAGCUGAUCAAAAUGACCUCACUUUUAUUUAUUAUGUAUGCUAUAAUUCUGAAUGUUCUGAGGAGUUAUUGUAUAAUUUUCUGUUUUGUCUUGUAUUUCCUAGCUUAAACUGAGGAACUUUAGAAGGCAAAACUGUAUUCUAUACAUCUGAGUAUUUAUUCAUAGUUAUAGAAUUUUAAGUUGUGCUACAGUUCUCUGCUUUUCCAGUUUUGGACAAGCACAGGAACGUUGCGGAGCAUGCUCUGCACUCAGAUCCAGUGGCUCCUCAAAGCCACCCUUCUUACUUUUCCACGCGCCCUGCCCUUUAUCCAACUGAAAAGGGCCCGAGUUUUCUGGAGUUUGGUGCAAAAAUGGGGAGGUACUUUCUGCAUGUUUUUUUUCUUUAUGGUUAGCUAGUCUGAACAAAAUGUUUUCUUGUCUCUCUUGAUGUUUAUAACUUUGGAGAAUUAUCAAAAGCAGUUAUAGGCAUAGACAAUUAUUUCUAAUUUGUACAGUUGGCAGUUACACCUUUUGGGGAUUGAUGCUGAGUGACCCUUUCUAAAUGAGAUUCUGGUCUAUAGACCAAGGAAGAUGUUUUCUGCAAUGGGGCUGUGGAAUUUUCUUUGAUCACAGUGCGUAGUUGGAGCACUUUAAUGAAACUCAGGGACUCUGACUGUUACCACUGUUGAUUGACGGAACAGCAUGCCAGUUCUCUGUUUCAGUUACUUGUUGAGAUAACCACGUGUUACACAGGAACAGAUAUUAACUCAACUGUGAACUCCUUGCAAUUAGGAACCAGGUCUUAGAUUUCAUUUGAAUUUCUUCAAAGCUGAGCCUAAUGUAUGAUGUUUAUUAAAAUAUUUUUUGGGGUUCUGGUGAGUGAGAACCUCCCUCGGGAGUCACCCAUUGCAUAAUAAAACACUGAGGUCUUUAUUUUUUUUAAAAACCAGUUUAUGUAAGUAAAACAAUUAUUGGACAUAUUUUUUGAAGAGAAGUGACAUUUUGAAGUUCAUACAAUGAACUGACCUAUGCUAACAGGAUCUGCAGGUGAUCUUCCUGAUAUUUCAUUUGUAUUUGAAUCUGCCUUUUAUUUUAUUCAAACUCUGGCUGUAAUCCCUUUCUAAAUCUAGUCUUUCAGUUCUGUUUUGUUCUAAUCUUCCCUUCCCUACUUGUCAUAGAAGGUUGGAAGGUUUACAGCUUCCUUUUUUCAAAAGUGUGAUAACGUAGUUAAACCAUCUAUUUAAAAAUAUAAAAGAAAUUGGUGCAUUGUGUCCCGACAUGCAUUUUUACCAAAAUUAGACAUCCUUCCUGGGGCACUUUGGGCCUCUUUUUGAUAUCUUUAGUCAAUGUGGAAAUAAAUUACGGUGUUUCAGUAUUGGAAGGAGAAAGAUGAGAAACUGAGGCUCAGAGUGACUCACAGGUCUCACCGGGAGCUAUGGGAGUGACUGAAAUGACCUAAGUAUAAAGUGAUACCCAGCCUACCAAUUCUGUGCCAAUUCUCUAAAAACCUGCAGUAGCUGUUUGGGUUUCUGUAAUGGAGCCAUUGUUCUAAAAUCAUAUCUAUUGCAUGAGGUUGGACCCCAGGUCCAACCAUUGCUUAAUGACUGAGCGUUUUAAUUUCAUAUAGAACAUUUCAUUUCGAAAAUGUGGAUGGGGUAUGUGGCUCUGAGGCUGUUGCCAAAAUAAUGUUAUUACCUUUAGGCAGCUCCUUCCUGUUCUAAGGGAAAAAUAUUAGACCUGCUUUUGUCAAAUUUCUGUAUGAGAAUUUCCAAAUAGUCAACAGGGCCAUUAACAAUAAUCACUCAGAAACCAUCAGAAUAAACAUAUAGGACAAAAAGGAAGUAAGCGUCAUGGUGAUUAUUUAUUUUUUGCCAUUCUCUUUGACUGUAACCACAUCCUAAUGCUUCUUUGAUGGCCACUUUCAAUUGGAAUAUAGUCUACCAAUAAAAUAACUUAUCCAAAUGGAUUACAGAAUACCAAAGAUGCUUCCUUUUCAGUCUCUAAUGGGUGUAAUUUCCUCUAUACUACUGGGAAAUUUUUUUUGAGGAGCUAUUGUAUUAUCGUGAAUUUUAUUGUUUGAUGGGAUCAUUCCUUAUUUUUCUUCUGGAGAAAUGUGGCACACUUGUUGAUUUCGGACACUGUAAGGAGACUCCACAUCAACCAGCGUUACAAGUGAUAAGAAAUCAAUUCUGCCUAGAAUUAGGAAUUAUAUAAAAGCAAAGUCUUACAUACAUGCCUGGUGCUUUUCUCUGGGGCCACUUCUUCACUUCCUCAGACUUAUAAGUUUUCCCCCUCCGCAUGCCGUCCUCGGUCCUGGAAGAAGAGCUGUUGUGGAUGUGCCCGAGCUGACCGUCUGCGAGGCGCUCUCUCCCUGACGGUUCUCCUGAGUCAGUGUUCAAAACCUCCCACGCUCGCUCUUCCAUCUCCCUUCUCUGUAGAGGUGACUUUGCUUUCUUUACCGAUGUAGGCAAACCUGGCUUGGGUGCCGGUAGCUUCCUUUCUUUACACUGGAUGACACUUAUUUACUCCUGUAAUUGAAUCAUCGCUUCCUCUCUCGUUGGGCAUCUUUUCAGAUGUGGCGUGUUCUGGUUCCCAGGGCCAACCUUUUCCCUUGGCGUCUGCACCUCCAGGGUCCUUUGGCCUCUUCACUUCUCCCCUUUGUCAUUAACUCAGUUUCUUUUUGCUAUGGGCGUGCCUUUGUUUCCUCUAGCCGUCAGUGCAUACAAACACAGAUGAAAUUCUUCAAACCCUGACUCCUCUUGUGUCCCCUGAGAAUCUUGGGAAAAUGCACAUACGAUCCCUUUUCUUCUAAGGAGAUAAGAGGGGUCCUCAUGAGCACCCUGGGUUUUACUCACCUUUCUUCCCACUUAUGUUUUCUCAUCACUGUGAUGUGACGUCCUCUUGUUCUGCUUGCAAAACUGUAAUCUGGAGACCCCUAUGGGACAUUUAAUAAUUAACUUAAUUCAGUAGCACCGUCAUCCCAAGGCUUUGCUCAUGCCUGCCGCCCUGAUACUGCUGACACUGUGCCUUUGAUUUUUAGGGCACUGCAUUUUCUUGACUCCUCCCUCUUUUCUUCAACAGGUAGGGGCUUCUCUGUUAACUUGCUGCUUUCCAAGUGCUGUGCUUUCUUUCCUGUCUCUACUCUUUCCUUCAGAGACUGAACAUGAUCAUUGUGGCUUUUAAAUCAUUGGCUCAGUAUUAGUCAUGUCAAAAGUAUUGGAAAAGUACUGACUAUAUUCUUUACAUUUAGAAAAGGUAGCUUAAAUGGAUCCUUGGACAUUUUGCACAAUCCACUGCACCAUUGUUAAUGUGUCCCACUUUAAAGAUUUAUACUCAAACUAGAAAAGUUUUAAGUACUUAUUAGUUUUCCUGUUUCACUAAUCUGACACUGAUCUGAUAUUUUAGAUUAUUAAAAAAAAAGUUAACUUUAGCCUUUUCAGCAGUAUAGCUCGUUGGACUAUAGUGAGGGUAGGGAGUGGGUAGUUGGAUU
Messenger RNA from Miniopterus natalensis, 6339 nucleotides. NCBI's taxonomy places the organism in Eukaryota, Metazoa, Chordata, Mammalia, Chiroptera, Miniopteridae. The record is from RefSeq and is a predicted model, not a curated record.